AGAGAGGAAAAAGCAGGGAGGGAGAGAGGGAGAUGAGCAUCUUGUUCCAAUGAAACAUCAAGCAGUGUGACGAUGACAGCGAAAGGCAGACAUAAAGCGGUCCCCUUCCCCCUGGCCCACCGGCUGACCAUGAAGGAGGUGUUUGACGCCGAGGGUAGGCCGCGGGUGGACCUGCUCAAAGCCCACCUCACCAAGGAGGGCCGGCUGGAGGAGGCCGUGGCCCUGCGCAUCAUCGAUGAGGGUGCCGCCAUCCUGCGCCAGGAGCGCACUAUGUUGGACAUUGAGGCACCAGUCACGGUGUGUGGAGAUAUCCACGGCCAAUUCUUCGACCUGAUGAAGUUAUUUGAAGUAGGAGGUUCUCCUGCCAACACACGCUACCUCUUCCUAGGGGACUAUGUGGACAGGGGCUACUUUAGUAUUGAGUGUGUGUUGUACCUGUGGUCACUGAAAAUCCUCUACCCAAAGACGCUCUUUCUUCUACGGGGAAACCAUGAAUGUAGACAUCUGACCGAAUAUUUCACCUUCAAACAAGAAUGUAAGAUCAAGUACUCGGAGCAGGUGUAUGACUCCUGCAUGGAGGCGUUUGAUUGCCUGCCCCUGGCAGCCCUGAUGAACCAGCAGUUCCUGUGUGUGCAUGGGGGGCUUUCACCAGAGAUCCACACGCUGGACGACAUCAAAAAGUUGGACCGAUUCAAGGAGCCCCCAGCAUUUGGACCCAUGUGCGACCUGUUGUGGGCCGACCCCCUGGAAGACUUUGGCAACGAGAAGACCCAGGAGUACUUUGGCCACAACACAGUCAGAGGCUGCUCCUAUUUCUACAGUUACCCGGCAGUGUGUGAGUUCCUACAGACCAACAACUUGCUGUCAAUCAUCAGAGCGCAUGAAGCACAGGAUGCUGGGUACCGUAUGUACAGAAAGAGUCAGACUACAGGUUUCCCCUCCCUCAUCACCAUCUUCUCUGCUCCAAACUACCUGGAUGUCUACAACAACAAAGCCGCGGUGCUGAAGUAUGAGAACAAUGUGAUGAACAUACGUCAGUUCAACUGUUCUCCUCAUCCCUACUGGCUGCCCAACUUCAUGGACGUCUUCACCUGGUCGCUGCCUUUCGUGGGAGAAAAGGUGACUGAGAUGCUGGUCAAUGUCCUGAGCAUCUGCUCCGAUGACGAACUCAUGAACGACGGAGAUGAGAUCUUUGAUGCCAGUGCAGCAGCUGCAAGGAAAGAGGUGAUCAAAAACAAGAUCCGAGCCAUUGGGAAGAUGGCCAAAAUGUUCUCUGUUCUACGGGAGGAGAGUGAGAACGUGUUGACCCUGAAGGGACUCACCCCUACAGGCAUGCUGCCCAGCGGAGUUCUGUCUGGGGGCAAACAGACCCUGCAGAGUGCUACCAUUGAGGCCAUUGAAGCCAUCGAGACAGUUAAGGACGCCGAAGCCAUCCGAGGCUUCUCCCCGCAGCAUCGGAUCAGCAGUUUCGAGGAGGCCAAAGGUUUGGACCGGAUCAACGAAAGGAUGCCGCCGCGGCGCGACGCCGUCAACAGCGUGGGCCUGUCGAUGGGCCGCAUGAACAUGGGAGAGCCCAAUGGGACCGACAGCAACAGCAAUAUACAGUGAUGGACGUACACUCCCACAUGCCCAGACACAUACCUGCAGUUACUACACUGAUAUGGUACCAUAUUUAUAGAUACGUGUACAUAGGCAUAUACACACAAGAAAAAUGCAUCACACACAGACACAGUAUUUCAUACACUGAAUAGGCAACAUCACACAGACAUGCAAUCACACACACACACACUCACACACACACUCACACAAUCUCCUACCCCUUUCCCGUUGCCCUCAGCUGUAUGUAAAGGCAUGAGCGUACCUGGACUUUACCACCAAAGGCUGAGUCUCUUCACUGAACUGCUCGGCCAUAUUUAGAGAACUUCAACUCCCAUGUACCUGCACAACAACAGGAACGAUACGACAAAAACACUCCCCAUGCAAAACAGGAGGAGCAGCUGUUCACCAUGUAUGUUGGGGAUCACCAGUGGGUUGACAGUGUCAGCAUGACGUGGCUGUGUCAGUGGUGUGUGAUGUGUUGGGGGGUGGUGGUUGUGGCGAUCAGGGGGUGGCGGCAUCAGACAUUUGUGUGGUUCUCUUUCCUGUUUGCGUCCCAAAACAGGAAGUGGAACCAGUGGAUUCUGUAGGGUCAUGGAUAUUUCUGCCUGCGUGCGUGCACAUGCUUCAACAUGUAAAUGUCCGUGCGGUUAUAUUUGAAAAUGUGUUUUCGUUUUGCAAGCACGGGCGGAUCUCGUCAUCAGCCAGGCAACAGUGAGAAAAAUCGGGAUGUGUGGUGCGGUGGCUUAUCUGUCGGCGAGAGAUGUGUGGAGAUAAUCUCAGCUGCAGUCUAAUCUGGGCCCUCGCUGUCCUUUUCUUCUCGGGAGGAGAGUCCCGUUUGCUUUUGUAGCACUGCACUGCACCCAUCCUCCAAUCGCACCCUGUACACCCCCCUCCCCUCCCCCACCCCACCCCACCUGCCAAGUUUCUCCCUACCUGUUGUGUGUAAAUAGGAUACAUAGAGAGGUUCUAUUGCACAUCUGAUGCAUAUGGUCACGAGAUGCAAGAUGCAGUAUAGCGGAAAUAGGAUGCUUUAUGUAUGUGAGGGAGUUGGGGGGGAGUUGAAAUGUGAAGUCAUACUCUAUUCAUUCUCUUUCUACAUCCUCCUUUCUUCCUGUGUUGCUGUCUGCUACCAAACAGCAGUGAUGGCUGGGAAUCUCCGGCCUUAAAAACAGGAAAUGAUAUUUCACAGAGGACACAGACUCUUCUGGUGAAAGCAGCAGCCAAGACAACAAGAAGAAGUCAGAAGAAAAGGUCUUUGUAAAGCAUUUAUAUUAACGCAUCAGUGCAUGCAGAGUUAAGUUCUUUGAUAAUAAUGUGAAGAUUAUAUUUGUGCUCUGUGUUUCACUAUGGUAGGAAAUUUUUUCUUCUUGUUUUUCUGGCUAAUAUAAAUGAACUGAAGAAUAAUGAAUAAUUUAUUUUGUACAUAAUGUUAAUUUAAUUUAUUUUUUGUAUUCAUUUUGUGUUAUAUUUUGUUGUUUUUUUUUUCAUGUUAUUUUCUUUAUGUUUUUUCUUUUUUUUCUUUUCUUUUUCACAACCCAUGUUUCCGGUUUCUUUCAACGCUGUACAGAAUGACAGUACGCUUCUAUUCAAAGUGUCAAGUCCACGUUCUCUCCUCUCUUCUUUGUCGAUGUACAGGAGUUGUUUUUAAUGAUAAAUAUGAAUAAUGAUAAACAAAUAUUAAACUAGCAUUGAUGAAUGACCAUACUAUAUACAGAGGCACAGGCAUUCAGGCAGCCAAAAGCAUGAUUGCAUGGUUAAAAUUUGCGCUGUUCAAAGCAAAAAGCAGCAAGACACAUUUUAACAGAAGAGCCGGUGUGUUGCCGUCACAAUUUAAAGGAAAAAAGUGUACUCUCUCUGAUCAUAAUUCUUGAUGAUUCCUCUUGUUAUUUGAUGAUAUUUAUGAUUCUAUGAUUAUUAUGAUUCUAUUUAUUAUGGACAUUAUUCUUAAUAUUUAAGCUCUCUCUCUGCUGGUUGCUCUUCAUGUUGCGUUGCUCCUUGGUUGAUCUUGUUGUGCUUCUUUGGGAGAGGUGAACCCCCCUGGGAGACCCUGUGCCAUAGAAAUUGUGCCACGGUUCUUACUUUCUUUCUCUCUCUCUCUCUCUCUCUCUCUCUCUCUCUCUCUCUCUCUCUCUCUCUCUCUCUCUCUCUCUCUCUCAGUCUCUCUCUCUCUUUCUGCUCUCUUUCUGUUUUGACUCCCCAGUCACUAACACUGUAAGCAUGCCCCAUGGGACGAUCCACUUUUUUA
Molecule: messenger RNA, 3844 nt
Organism: Toxotes jaculatrix (banded archerfish)
Lineage: Eukaryota; Metazoa; Chordata; Actinopteri; Toxotidae
Gene: ppp3cb
Product: protein phosphatase 3, catalytic subunit, beta isozyme
Exons: 14
Coding region: 73-1608 (511 amino acids)
Biological process (GO): calcineurin-NFAT signaling cascade
Cellular component (GO): calcineurin complex; cytoplasm; cytosol
Molecular function (GO): calmodulin-dependent protein phosphatase activity; calmodulin binding
Source: RefSeq, a predicted model, not a curated record